Branchiostoma floridae (Florida lancelet) is the source of this 995-nucleotide messenger RNA. RefSeq lists its product as uncharacterized. Gene Ontology annotation, molecular function: ligand-gated calcium channel activity. Gene Ontology annotation, biological process: calcium ion transmembrane transport. The coding region runs from base 32 to 964 and encodes 310 amino acids. The record is from RefSeq and is a predicted model, not a curated record. The transcript is spliced from 3 exons. Lineage: Eukaryota; Metazoa; Chordata; Leptocardii; Amphioxiformes; Branchiostomatidae.
GUUGUUGCUGCUGAAACUGUAACUGAGCACCAUGGACCAUGGGGAUGGGCAGGAGCCCCCCCUGGUGGGGUUUGCGGGUACUGCAGGGAAGUGGGGCAUCACACCGAUUGAGCGGCAGGAGAGCGGCGACCGUUCCCAUGGCGACCGGAGCCGAUCCCGCGACCGGGCAGGCCACACCCGGCAACAGGACGUGGAGAUGAGCGUUGUCGGGGGCGACCCCAGCGCCCCGGAGAGGAGGGAUCGCGGCCACAGAUCGUCCAAACGCAGGAAAAAGAAGAAAAAGCACAAAGAGAACAACGGAGAAGUGAACCCAGCGUACUCCAACAGUGAUGCCGGGGAGAACAGGAACUCUGACGAUGUGGAAACGAUACAGAAUUAUAAUAGAACUCCACAAACCCUGCCGCCAAUCACGAGCACACAUGGAGGUGCAUCACCUAGGCAACCAUCACCAAGGAGACGGGAUGCUCAGGAGGACGUGAUAGUGCCGAUCGAUGUAGAGCCGCUGCAGGGAAAGUGUGAUGUUGUGGAUGUGGGAGGGGGGCGGAACUUUUUGGGCUCACUCCACAACAUGCUUAUGGGCAGCGGGGAGGAGAGGCAGGCUGCUACUCACCUGGAUAAGAACAAGUUGUCCAGGUUUGUGCGGGAACACAAGGACCAGGGCCUGCAUGAGAGCUCGUUUGGGGAGAUCGAGUUUCUCGGCUUGGGCGGCUACACGCAGAGGUCACCGUACAUCCGUGUGAGCCUGAACGUGCGCCCUGAGGCAUUAUGGGAGCUGAUGACCAAACACUGGCAGCUGGAGCCGCCCAACCUGCUCAUCUCCGUCACUGGCGGCGCCAAGAAGUUCCUCCUCAAGGAGCGCCUCAAGAACAUCUUCAAGAUCGGCCUGGUCAAGGCUUCUCAGAGCACAGGUGAGUCAAGGCUUCUCAGAGCACAGGUGAGUCAAGGCUUCUCAGAGCACAGGUGAGUCAAGGCUUCUCAGAGCACAGGUGAGUCAA